Messenger RNA from Lithohypha guttulata, 1482 nucleotides. RefSeq lists its product as uncharacterized. NCBI's taxonomy places the organism in Eukaryota, Fungi, Ascomycota, Eurotiomycetes, Chaetothyriales, Trichomeriaceae. The transcript has 3 exons. Gene Ontology annotation, cellular component: mitochondrion. The coding region runs from base 1 to 1482 and encodes 493 amino acids. The record is from RefSeq and is a predicted model, not a curated record.
AUGGUCUAUGGUCCCGAGCUUUUUGAAUACACAUCCGGCAGAUGGUUGUACAAUGAGUCCACUCGCCUCGCUGAACGAAGGGUUGUCUUCAAUGUUGACGAGCUCAAAAAGGCCGUCGCUAAGUGCCUCAAUCAAGCAGAGUCUGAAGUAAGAGAAGUUGUCAAGCUCGCGGAAGGUGGCUUCAAUCGCGUGUUUCAACUCACGAUGAGAGAUGGUACCGAGGUACUUGCUCGCCUUCCGUAUCCCUCAACAAAGCCCAAACGAUUCGCUGUAGCUAGCGAAGUUGCAACUUUAGAGCUCGUCCGAUCUCAUGGUAUACCUGUACCAAAAGUCUUACAUUAUUCGCCAGACGCUGAGAACCCUGUCGGGGCAGAGUUCAUCAUUAUGGAGAAACUACCUGGGCGUCCUCUUGGGGAUCAAUGGUUCAGCUUGUCCGAGGACCAGCGCCUCAAGGUUAUCUCCGAGGUUGUGCGAAUAGAAGUCAACCUUUCCAAGAUAGACCUGCCGGCGUACGGCAGCAUUUACUACAAGCACGAUCUUCCAGCUGAUGUGUCUUACACCAUGUUUGCAUCCGCCUCUAACGACAAAGGGUUGUGUGUCGGCCCUGAUGUCAGCUUGAGAUGGUGGUACAAGGAGCGUGAAUCACUUGACGUGCAACGUGGUCCUCAAGAACACGCUGACAACUUGAAGAAGUAUCUGAAGAUAGCCUCGUAUCUCGUGCCACAAGAGGCUCGGUUUCACAAACCAGUCCUGCGCCAUCCUGAUCUCCAACCAAACAACAUCUUCGUCUCUGAGAAUUUUGACAUUGUUGGAAUGAUCGACUGGCAGCACUGCUCGGUCCUUCCCCAAUUCCUAGCCGCUGGCAUUCCAAAAUAUUUCCAGAACUAUCAUGACGAAGAAUCAUUGCAAUUUAUCCCACCCCAACUGCCUUCAAAUCUGGCCGAAAUGGACAACGAGGAACAAGCUGAGGUCUUGGAACGAUUUAGACGACGCCACCUUCAUUUCUUCUACCUAGGCUUCACACAACGAUUUCAUCCUGCCCAUUUCGAAGCUCUCAACCGACGGACGGAUCUUCUAACGCGGAAACUUGUCAAUCAUGCCGGUGAGCCUUGGGAAGGGAAUAACAUCCCCUUGAAGUCAGAUCUUAUACACAUUACACAAGUCUGGCGAGAGCUUUUGGAAGACAAUGGGUACGAUCAAGAAACUUUGCCUUCCUGUCCAAUAUCAUUUACUGAAGCCGACGUGCAAAAAACUAUUGGUAUUCUUGGACAGCAGGAGGACACUGACACGCAACUAAGCGACGUUCGAGAUGCUAUAGGGAUCACCGUCGACGGAUGGACGUCCAACGAGGAAUAUGACAAUGCCGUAGAACACGCAAGAUUGAUCAAAAGGCAGGGGCUGGAGAGUCUAGAUACCGAAGAGGAGAAGGAGAUGACUUUGAAGCACUGGCCAUUCGAUGAUUUUGACGAGGAGGACUUGUGA